This is a messenger RNA of Rhagoletis pomonella (apple maggot), 663 nucleotides long. RefSeq lists its product as uncharacterized. The record is from RefSeq and is a predicted model, not a curated record. The coding region runs from base 1 to 663 and encodes 220 amino acids. NCBI's taxonomy places the organism in Eukaryota, Metazoa, Arthropoda, Insecta, Diptera, Tephritidae. The transcript has a single exon.
AUGACUGGUGCUCACAAAGCCCAGUGCUACAACACACACAUCGACUUGGAGCAUACCUUGCGUCUUUUUUGGGAACCUGAGGAACUCAACGAGCGUCAAACCAUGACGGAAGAUGAAGUAUACUGCGAAAACCUGUUCAAGCAAACUACAAGGCGUAACAGUCUAGGCCGAUACAUCGUAAAAAUCCCUGGUCGAAAGGGCGCUGACCUUCAACAGCUUGCAUCUAGAAAGCAAGAUGCGCUAUUAUUGUUAGAACAUACACAUCGAGGGCUUGCUCGCGAACCUAAACUUAAAACAUUUUAUAAAAAGUGUAUGACAAACCACAACAAUGAUAGUCACAUGUGCUAUUUACCACACCACGGUGUGUCGAAAGCUUCGAGCACUACUACAAUACUUCGCGUGGUAUUCAAUGCCGCACGGAAAUACUCCACUGGGGUAUCGCUGAACGACUGUCUGUACAAUGGGCCAAAGAUGCAGAAUGAUUUGGCCAAUAUUUUGCUGAAUUGGCGACAAUACAAAUUUUCAUUUACGGGUGACAUCGAGAAAAUCUACGGGCAGAUUUUGGUGGAUCGCGAAUGCAGCACUUCAACGAAUCUAUUGGCGUACUUCUACAGAGGAUUCACCCACCUGCUAUAUGCUAAUGACCGUAACGUAUGGGACUAA